AACAAAUUCGCCGUGAAGAGGACUUGCUCGUUUUUUUCCAUAACAAGAAAGUUAGAGAGGAUAGGAGGGGAUGGAGGAGCAUUUUAACUCCUCAAUCCCCUCUAACCCUUUGGGUUUCGAAUAAAACGAGAAAUCAUACUCAUCGAAUUUCGGGCAUGUUUGUUUUCUGCGACAAUCCAUCGCGUGCGACUGCGAUAAGCGAAGGGUGUCUCUCGAAUGCUGUGUUCGUGAUUUCCCACCACGCAGUUCAUUUUUUUUUCACGUACUAUCCAGUUCUGUGGGCGGCCAUCCCAGCGGACACGCAUUCGACGCGAGGCGUUCGGCGGUCUUUUCUCGCGACGCGAUCGCGAGAAACAAACAGCCAUUUAGCUGACAGAGUCCGGUGGUGCGACCCGAUCGAAGCCGAAGUGACCGUGCGCGCCCAGCAGGCCGUCCCGUUCCUACCAAAACGACGCGAGCCCGCGCCUCCCGUCCUAGCUCCGAGCCCUUCGCCUCCCCGUCCGUCCGUCCGUCCGCCGCGCGCUAAACUUGGGGAGUUUGCCUAGCUGGCAGGUUUGCCGGUCGGUGAUCGCGUGGCCCGUGCAGUGGGGACGCGGCGGAGGACGACGGCGGGGCGGCAUGGGUUCCGGGACGUGGCGCAAGGCCUACGGCGCGCUCAAGGACUCCACCAGGGUCGGCCUCGCCAACUUCAACAGCGAGUACAAGGAUCUGGACAUCGCCAUUGUGAAGGCGACGAACCACGUGGAGUGCCCGCCCAAGGAGCGCCACUUCAGGAGGAUACUCUACGCGACCUCGGGGCAUCGCCCGCGAGCCGACGUCGCCUACUCGAUAUGCGCGCUGGCGAGGAGGUUGUCCAAGACCAAGAACUGGAUAGUCGCACUGAAAACGUUGAUAGUGAUACACAGACUGCUCAGAGAAGGUGAUGGCACAUUCAAGGAGGAUUUCCUCACCUAUUCAUUCAGAGGGAACAUUCUGCAGAUCCCACUGUUCAAGGAUGACUCCAGCCCACUAGCUUGGGACUGCUCCGCUUGGGUUCGCACGUACGCGCUCUACCUGGACGAACGGGUCGAGUGCUUCAGGGUUCUCAAGUACGACGUCGAAUUAGAUCGUCUGCUCAAGUUACCCCAGGCUUCUGGCAAGGCACACAGCAGGACAAGAACCCUGCCGCUCGGGGAACUUUUGGAUCAGUUGCCAGCAUUGCAGAAACUGCUUCUCAGGCUUAUUUCCUGCCAGCCUGAAGGUGCGGCCUGCACAAAUUACCUUGUACAAUAUGCGUUAGCUCUUGUUUUGAAGGAAAGUUUCAAAAUAUACUGUUCAAUCAAUGAUGGCAUCAUCAAUCUUGUUGAUAUGUAUUUUGAGAUGCCAAAAUAUGAUGCAAUCAAGGCCCUUGAAAUUUAUAAACGAGCUGGUCAGCAGGCAGAAAAACUUUCUAAUUUCUAUGACCACUGCAAACAUCUUGAGCUGGCCAGGACUUUCCAGUUUCCCACUCUGAGGCAGCCGCCGCCUUCAUUUCUUGUGACAAUGGAAGAGUAUAUCAGAGAAGCACCCCGUGCCGAUACUGAGAGUAAGAGUUCGGAAAACCAUGAAGAGAAUCAACCUAGUGAUAAUGAAGAAGCAGCUCCACAGGAAGCCGAGAAACCAGUGGAAGAUGAAAAACAAGAAUCUGCAGAGCCUGAAACAGAGCCACAACCUGCUGCUGGGCCUCCGGAAGAACCAGUGGAACCUCAGCCACGGGCGACUACUGGGGAUCUAUUAGUAUUUCCUCUAUGUUUCAAGGAGAAUCUACACUACAGCUCAAUACCUGCUUCUUCAAAGCCUCAUGUUUUACUAAUAUAUGAAUUGCAGAACUUGGAUGAAGAAGUAAACCCCAUGAUUGCAGACCUUGAAGAAAGCAAUGCACUGGCUCUUGCUAUUGUGGCACCAGGUAAUGAAAACAAGAUGUCAAAUUCUCGAGACUUGUUUGCCCUUGACAAGGCUGGAUGGGAAUUGGCUCUGGUUACUGCACCAAGUAACCACACAAAUCAACAAGUGGACAAUCAAUUGGCUGGGGGAUUUGACAAGCUAUUGCUAGACAGUCUUUACGAAGACGAGGCAAGGAGACAGCAAAUAGCCAGUGUGACCUACACUGGAAGUCUUGCAGCAAACCCGUUUGCCACCAGUGAUCCAUUUGCCACGUCAAACAGCUUUGCGCCACCGUCAAAUGUGCAGUUAGCUAUGAUGGCAGAGCAGCAGCAAUAUUACCAGGCACAGCAGCAGCAGUACUAUCAGGUACCGCAGCAGCAGCAGCAGCAGCAGCAGAUGACGAUGUUGCCGCCCCAAACAUAUCAGCAGCAGUCUCAGUAUUCUGCCCCUUCUUCUCAAUCUGGAUUAUCCAAUCCUUUUGGUGAUCCAUUCAGUAGCCUUGUCACGAUGGCUAAUCCACCGAAGCAAAGCAAUUCAAAUUUAGUCUGAAUUGCAUAUUUUGUUUCUACCGCUCCCGCUAAUUUUUAUCAUACACAACUUUGACAAUUCUGAGGAGCAACUUGUAUAGUUCAAAAACUUUGAAUACUGUAUCUUGAUGGUACAUUGUACUACAGUAGUGCUCACAUUUGGAAAGUACUCCCUCCGUUCCGAUUUAUAGGCCGUUUUGGCAUUUUUAGA
Sorghum bicolor (sorghum) is the source of this 2640-nucleotide messenger RNA. RefSeq names its product putative clathrin assembly protein At5g57200. Lineage: Eukaryota; Viridiplantae; Streptophyta; Magnoliopsida; Poales; Poaceae. Gene Ontology annotation, biological process: vesicle budding from membrane; clathrin-dependent endocytosis; clathrin coat assembly. The record is from RefSeq and is a predicted model, not a curated record. The coding region runs from base 619 to 2451 and encodes 610 amino acids. The transcript has 14 exons. Gene Ontology annotation, cellular component: clathrin-coated vesicle; clathrin-coated pit. Gene Ontology annotation, molecular function: phosphatidylinositol-4,5-bisphosphate binding; SNARE binding; 1-phosphatidylinositol binding.